UUUGACGUUUGUCUCCACGAGAAUGGGAUUUGAGAAUAAUCUUUGAGAUUAAAAAUAUCGCAAUUUCUUUCGUGUGUAGUAUUUUUACAUUAAAAAUUGAAUUGAAUUGAACAUCAUGGUCGGUCAACAUGACGAGAAUUUGUUGUCGGAUAUGUUGCCUGUGUACUACACAAGGCUAUUUCCUCAGAACAUAUUUUGUCGGUGGCUGAGCUGUGGAAGCAGUCCACAACCUCUCGCCAACAGAGAGUUGUCGUUUACCCUAGCAGACGAUGUGUAUUUACGAUACUUAACCAUAUGUAAUCAGAAAGAGUUUCAAACAUUGCUACAAAAGAAAUGCCCUUACAAACUAGAUAUUGGUGCUGUUUACAAUACUAAACCAUCUAUAGCUCGGCAUGAUUCAGUGGUACUUGCUAGAGAGCUGGUAUUUGAUAUUGAUCUUACGGAUUAUGAUGAAGUGAGGACAUGUUGCCAAGAAGCCAAGGUCUGUGAAAAAUGCUGGAAGUUUAUGGUCAUUGCAUGUGAAAUCAUUGACAAAUCUUUAAGAGAGGACUUUGGAUUUCAAAGCAUCCUAUGGGUGUUUUCUGGCAGAAGAGGUGUACAUUGUUGGGUAUCAGACUAUGAGGCAAGGACUUUGGAUGGUCCCGGGAGGGGAGCUGUGGCCGAUUAUCUCUGCUUGAUCUUUGGAGGAGACAAUCAGACCAAAAAAGUCCAUCUGGGAAGUGAAAACAUGCAUUCUAGUAUAAGGAGAGCCCUUGAAAUAAUUGACAAGUACUUUUUAGAACUUUUGCAGGACCAAGAGUUUCUCUCAACUGAAAACAGACUGAAGGCUUUCUUAAAAUUAAUACCUGAUGAAACACUAAGAUCACAAGUGGAGAAAAAGCUGGAGAAAAUGCCAGAAUCAUCAGUAGACAGAUGGAAAACAUUCUUGAAUUUGUAUGAAUCAUUCUUCAGAGAAAAUGGUAGUGCAGUUAGAAAGAUGAAGUACUUAGUAGAAGAAAUCAAGAUACAGUACUGUUACCCAAGGCUGGACGUGAAUGUCACAAAAGGUUUCAACCAUCUUCUGAAAUCUCCCUUUAGUAUACAUCCAAAAACUGGAAAGGUGUGUGUGGUGUUCAAGCCAGGCAAUGCUAAGACUAUGAAACUAGAGGAUGUACCUACAAUCUACAGUUUGCUCGAUGAUAGCACUCCAGAAAGUGCUCAACAUCAAGCCAAUAUGAGGACAGCUGUAAAGAACUUCCAAGAAGUUGUAUUUUCUCUGGAAAAAGCUGAAGCUUUGAGAAGGAAGAAUGAUCAUAAUAUUUCCCUGGAUUUUUAAGUCACUUUCCUGUCAAUUAAGUAUUUUAUAAGAUUGUAAAUUAUAAAAACAACACUUAUUAAAAAAGUAAA
Pectinophora gossypiella (pink bollworm) is the source of this 1386-nucleotide messenger RNA. RefSeq names its product DNA primase small subunit (gene DNApol-alpha50). Lineage: Eukaryota; Metazoa; Arthropoda; Insecta; Lepidoptera; Gelechiidae. Bases 116 to 1315 code for a protein of 399 amino acids. The transcript has 7 exons. Gene Ontology annotation, biological process: DNA replication, synthesis of primer. Gene Ontology annotation, cellular component: alpha DNA polymerase:primase complex. The record is from RefSeq and is a predicted model, not a curated record.